Molecule: messenger RNA, 2667 nt
Organism: Siniperca chuatsi (mandarin fish)
Lineage: Eukaryota; Metazoa; Chordata; Actinopteri; Centrarchiformes; Sinipercidae
Gene: gad3
Product: glutamate decarboxylase 3
Exons: 16
Coding region: 333-1928 (531 amino acids)
Biological process (GO): carboxylic acid metabolic process
Cellular component (GO): cytoplasm
Molecular function (GO): pyridoxal phosphate binding; carboxy-lyase activity
Source: RefSeq, a predicted model, not a curated record
ACUAAUGCAUCAUGCAGGUGUCCUUGCUUUCUGCUAUUCAGUGACAGCCAAAUAGCAGCUUGCAGCAAACCCCACCUCCCUUUUACCUGUGUCUCUUUAAAUGCAGCAGCCAGACACCGUACUGUUUGUCUGUCUCAGGUCGCAUGACUUACUAACACAGACUUCAAAGCAACUAGCAGGCUGACAGGUCUAUCCACAGAGUAUUUCUGGCAAAAGAGGAUUCAAUGAAAUAUGUUUUGGGGAUAUCUCAUCUGACUGUUAUAUAAGAAUAGUUUCAGUGGGACUGAACUAAAUUGCUCUGAAACAUCUUUGAAGAACUGACAUUGAUUUGUAUGGAUAUGGAUUUCUUACAGCUGCCAGACAGAAUCACUGAUAAAUCAGGUGUGAGGGACAAACAGCAGGAGGACUCAACAGCACCUGCUGACUUCAGCAGCAUCUACAGCAAAGACCUGCUCCCUGCUUCAUGUGGUGAGGAGAUGACCAGAGGGUUUCUGCAAGAGCUGGUCAACAUCUUGUUGGGUUAUAUCUGCAAGUCAAGUCAGAGGAGCUCCAAGGUCCUGGACUUCCACCAUCCUCACCAGCUGAAGGAGGGACUGGAGGGCUUCAGUCUGGACCUGCCGGACCAACCAGAAACUCUGGAGCAGAUACUAGUGGACUGUAGAGACACACUCAAGUAUGGUGUCAGUACAGGCCAUCCCCGUUUCUUCAACCAGCUGUCUUCAGGUCUGGAUGUGAUUGGUGUAGCUGGCGAGUGGUUGACUUCUACAGCCAACACUAACAUGUUUACAUAUGAAGUGUCUCCUGUUUUCAUCCUCAUGGAGAAGGUUCUGCUGAGGAAGAUGCAAAGCAUUGUGGGAUGGUCCGACGAUGAGGGAGACGGAAUCUUCUGUCCAGGAGGCACAAUAUCCAACCUGUACAGCAUCCUGCUGGCCAGAUAUCACUUCUACCCAGAGGUGAAGACCAGAGGGAUGGGAGCGCUGCCUCAGCUGGCCCUCUUCACUUCAGAACAUAGUCACUAUUCAGUAAAGAAAUCUGCAGCUGUGCUGGGGAUGGGCAGUGAGAGUGUGGUCAUGGUGAAAUGUGAUGAAAGAGGGAAAAUGAUUCCUGCUGAACUCGAGUCUUCCAUUGUUACAGCUGAAGAAAAGGGUUUGGUUCCAUUCUAUGUGAAUGCAACAGCAGGCACCACGGUGUACGGAGCCUUCGACCCUCUCAGUGCCAUCGCAGACAUCUGCCAUAGACACACACUGUGGAUGCAUGUUGAUGCAGCCUGGGGUGGAGGCCUGCUGAUGUCAGACAGACAUAGGAUGAAACUACAGGGCAUCGAAAGAGCCUGGUCUGUGACAUGGAAUCCUCACAAGAUGAUGGGCGUCCCUCUGCAGUGCUCUGUCAUACUGAUUAAGAAGAGAGGUCUCUUACAGGAGUGUAAUGAGUUGGGGGCUGAGUACCUUUUCCAGACUGACAAACCCUACGAUGUGAGCUAUGAUACUGGGGAUAAGAGCAUCCAGUGUGGCCGACAUGUCGAUGCCUUUAAACUUUGGCUCAUGUGGAAGGCAAAGGGCUCCGAGGGUUUUGGAUAUCAGAUCAACAAAUGCUUAGAGAAUGCUGAGUAUCUGUACGAUCAACUGCAGAGGAGGACAGACUUUGAACUGGUCUUCAAAAACAAACCAGAGCACAGUAACGUGUGUUUCUGGUACAUCCCUCCCAGUCUGAGAAGCCUUCCACCUGGACCUGACAGAGACACAAGACUCCAUCAGGUGGCUCCUCGGAUCAAAGGCAGGAUGAUGGAGAAGGGCUCUGCUCUGAUUGGCUAUCAGCCUUUGGGAGCCAAAGUCAAUUUCUUCCGGUGUGUGUUCUCCAAUCCUGCCACACAGCAAGAGGACAUCGACUUUCUGCUGGACGAGAUCACCUGGCUGGGCCAUGACCUGUGACCUGUGAUAUUACUGUUUGGUGUACUGUUCAGGCUUUUGAAAAGGACUUCCAGGCAUGCUCUACAGCCUCUGCUUAACAUUGCAGCUUUUGAUCAAUUUACAGCAUUGCUGUCUUACAGCAUAAAGGCUCCUUUAUGCUGUAGGACAGCAAUGCUAGUAAUGCUAGCUAAUAAUGCUAGUUAAUAAAAGGAGGCAAUGUGGACUUAUCAUUUACACUCUCGCACUUAGUGUUUUCCUUCCAAUCUACAAGCCCAUCAGCUGUGUAAAUUUAAGCUUUUAGGGUAAUCUCAAUCAGGUUAAUAUAUCUAAGCCUAUGUUUAAUUGUAUGUGUUAGUGUCCUUUUAUAUACCGUAAACCAUUUUAUUAGCUCACCUUGGUAAUUGCUUUCUGGAAGGGGUCUUCACUGCUAUACCUCCUAUCCCUUUCAAUUAAAGAUCAGCAGCUGUCAUUGUAUAAUGCUGAUAUGUUAAAAUCUCUUGCUUUUAUUCACGCCUUCGUAAGUACAUAUUUCAAAGAGUACAAACACAACAGCUGCAACAUAUCACUGGUUCAGGGUGCAUAUGCAUAUUCAGUGACUACAGCAAACUGUACAAUAGAGACAAUAAACUUGAUACAUUACAUAGUGGGCAGCUGUGGGUGAGAAGAGCGGGUCCAUCCCCAGCUCCUCCUGUCCACUUGUCCUCACUCAAGACACUGAACCCCAAAUUGCUCGCUGCCAUCAGUGUGCGUGUGAGAGAAU